AGGCAUAAAAUACAAAGGCUUUGAAAAUAUCCUGAAACAUCGCCCUUUAUCAAAAGCUAACUUACCUUUUGAAACCCUAAUUCCUCAAUUCUCACCAUCGCCUACGACACCAUAUAACCCCUACAAAUUCUACCGAUUUUCAAUUAUUUUCCACGAUUCACAAAUACUGUUACCUUUACUUUGUCAUACUAAUUAGACAUGUUUAUUGGAGCUACAGAGAAUAAUUGCAGUAUCUCUAACGCCACGACUAUUAUAUCUCGGCUUUCUCCAAUCCUUCAUAGAAAAGAACCCAACAGAAAUCCAAUCUCUAUUCCUCAAAAUAUUGUCUUUUCCCAGUUGGGUUUGUCUCGGUGAGUCCAAUUUUUGCAUUAUACUUCGUUAAAAUUUGAAAAAAGUUAAGAACUUUAGCUUAUUUAGCUGAAAUAAUAUCUGUUUUUUGGCUAGAUUUUAUCAAGACUCUAAAAAAGGGUUGGUGGAAAUUAAUUUAUAGCUAUUUGGGUGUAUAAUUUUUGGGUUUUCUUGGAAAUUUUUUUAGGGGAAGAGUAGUGAUUUAUAAUAGUGUUUUCAUUAGUUGAGGAGAUUGAAAAUGGUGGAUUUUGAUGGCAAAAAGAUCAGAAAUAUAUGUAUACUUGCUCAUGUGGAUCAUGGAAAGACCACAUUGGCUGACCAUUUGAUUGCUUCAUCUGGUGGUGGUGUGCUACACCCCAAGCAGGCUGGUAAGCUUAGGUUUAUGGAUUAUUUAGAUGAGGAGCAGAGGCGGGCGAUUACUAUGAAGAGCUCUUCGAUUGGUCUUAAGUAUAAGGAACAUUCGAUUAAUCUUAUAGACUCUCCUGGCCACAUGGAUUUUUGUAGUGAAGUCUCAACUGCAGCCCGUUUGAGUGAUGGCGCAUUGGUAUUAGUGGAUGCUGUGGAGGGUGUUCACAUUCAGACCCAUGCAGUUUUGCGUCAGGCAUGGAUUGAGAAGCUUACCCCGUGUCUUGUUUUGAAUAAGAUUGAUAGGUUGAUUGUUGAAUUGAGAUUGACUCCGCUUGAGGCAUAUAAUCGGCUGCAGAGGAUUGUUCAUGAGGUGAAUAGUAUAGUGAGUGCCUACAAGUCUGAAAAGUACUUGUCGGACGUGGAUUCGCUGCUCUCUGCCCCAUCAGAACUCGUGGAAGAUGAAAAUCCAGAGUUCAUAGAUGAUGACGAAGAGGAUACUUUCCAACCCCAGAAGGGGAAUGUUGCAUUUGUGUGUGCCCUAGAUGGAUGGGGCUUUACUAUUAGUGAUUUUGCUGAGUUUUAUGCUUCAAAACUGGGUGCAAGUUCAGCUGCCUUGCAGAAGGCAUUAUGGGGGCCUCGGUAUUUUAAUGCCAAGACAAAGAUGAUUGUAGGUAAAAAGGGACUUAGUAGUGGAAGUAAGGCUAGGCCCAUGUUUGUGCAAUUUGUUCUUGAGCCACUUUGGCAGGUUUAUCAAGCUGCACUGGAAGCUGAUGGGGCCAAGGAGAUGCUUGAGAAAGUUAUAAAGUCUUUCAAUUUGUCUGUACCUCCCCGUGAACUUCAAAACAAGGAUCCCAAAGCUGUGCUUCAAUCUGUGUUGAGUCGUUGGCUUCCAUUGUCUAAUACGAUAUUGUCUAUGGUUGUUAAAUACAUGCCUGACCCUAUCUCUGCUCAGUCUUUCCGUAUAUCUCGGUUGCUUCCAAAGAGAGUUUUCUUGGAUAAUGGCACCAACCCUGAUUUGCUUUCUGAAGCAGAACUCGUGAGGAAAUCUGUGGAAUCAUGUAAUUCUAGCCCUGAUGCACCUUGUGUUGUCUUCGUUUCUAAGAUGUUUGCUAUUCCAUCAAAAAUGCUUCCCCGUGGAGAGAUGCUAGAUGACAGUGGAAAUGGUGACUCUGAUGAAUGUUUCCUUGCAUUUGCCCGGGUCUUUAGUGGGGCUCUUCAUGCCGGGCAGAAGGUUUUUGUGCUCUCAGCAUUGUAUGAUCCAUUAAAGGAAGAAUCACUGCAGAAGCAUGUGCAGGAAGCUGAGGUGCAGUCUUUGUAUUUGAUGAUGGGUCAAGGAUUAACACCGGUGGCAUCAGCAAAGGCUGGUAACGUCAUAGCUAUCCGAGGGCUUGCCCAGCAUAUAUUGAAGAGUGCCACUCUUUCAUCUACAUUAAAUUGUUGGCCUUUAUCAAGUAUGGUUUUCCAAGUUUCGCCCAUGCUUAAAGUUGCAAUUGAACCUUCUGAUCCUGCUGACAUGGGUGCACUUAUCAAAGGAUUGAGGCUUCUAAACCGAGCGGACCCUUUUGUUGAGAUUUCUGUUUCUGCCAGGGGUGAGCAUGUUCUUUCUGCAGCAGGUGAGGUGCACCUGGAGAGAUGCAUUAAAGAUUUAAAGGAGAGAUUUGCAAAGAUAAACUUGGAAGUCUCUCCGCCCCUUGUAUCUUUUAAAGAGACUAUUGAAGGAGAUGCCACUAAUCCGUUAGAAAACUUGAAGUUACUGAGCCGCAGCUCUGAGUUUUUGGAGAAAGCUACUCCAAAUGGAAGAUGUGUUGUUCGAGUGCGUGUUAUGAAGCUUCCAACAGCAUUGACGAAGCUGCUUGAUGAAAAUUGUGAUCUGCUCGGGGACAUCAUUGGAGGUAAAUCUUUGCAGGCUUGUAGAAGCUUGGAAACUCUUAGAGGUAACAUUGUAGAAGAUGAGAAUCCAAUUGAAGCACUCAAGAAACGCCUCAUAGAUGCUGUGGAGAGCGACUCUUCAACUGGAUUUGCUGAGACGGAAGAGGACAGGAUUGAUAAAUGUAAAAAGACGUGGCAAAAAUUCUUAAAGAGGAUCUGGGCGUUAGGGCCUAGACAGAUGGGUCCCAACAUUCUCCUCACUCCAGAUGUGAAAGGAAAGAGUGACGAUGCGUCUGUUCUUAUAAAGGGUUCACCUCAUGUAUCAGAAAAAUUGGGCUUUAUGGGUGACUCUGAUGAUAGCGGUACAUCACCUGAAUCAUCAACCAGUGCGGAUCAGACCCUUCUACGAGAAGCUGAGAAUCUUGAAAGCAGUAUUUUAUCUGGAUUCCAGUUAGCUACAGCAGCUGGCCCUUUGUGUGAUGAGCCAAUGUGGGGUUUGGCAUUUGUUAUUGAGGCCUACAUAUCUCCAUUGGCUAUGCUGCCAAAUGAUAGUGACACGCCGCCUGUUCCACAGCCGGAACAGUAUGGGAUGUUCCCUGGACAGGUUAUGACUGUUGUGAAGGACGCGUGCAGGGCUGCUGUUCUCCAGAGAAAACCGCGGCUGGUGGAAGCCAUGUACUUUUGUGAGCUGAACACCCCACAUGACCAGUUGGGCAACACUUAUUCAGUUCUUAAUCGGAGGCGUGCCCAUGUGGUGAAUGAAGAAAUGCAGGAAGGUUCUUCCUUGUUCACUGUGCACGCAUAUGUGCCAGUUGCAGAAAGCUUUGGAUUUGCUGAUGAGUUGAGGAGAAAGACUUCUGGAGCUGCAAGCGCGUUACUCGUUCUCAGUCACUGGGAAGCCCUUCCACAGGACCCUUUCUUUGUACCUAGGACCGAGGAGGAGAAGGAAGAAUUUGGAGAUGGUGCCAGUGUGCCGCACAGUAUAGCAAGAAAACUCAUGGAUUCUGUGAGACGGAGGAAGGGUCUUCCGGUAGAGGAAAAAGUAGUACAGCAUGCAACAAAGCAGAGGACUUUGGCUCGCAAGGUGUAGAAGUUUUAUACAAUUCAGCUUUCUGUAAUGCUUGGUUGUCACAUUAAUCCCCUUUUUCAUUAUUACUUAGACAAGGAAAAAGAAAUAGUUAGCUCAACCAAUACAAAUUUUGUACUGUUAUUCAUUGAGGAAAUUUUGUUGGCAGAACACUAAAAGAUUUUUGGCUAAGCUUUCUUUUGAGUUCUUUUGGAUGCAAUAAGAAAACUUAUAUUUUUCAUUCUUGUAA
Nicotiana attenuata is the source of this 3881-nucleotide messenger RNA. RefSeq names its product elongation factor-like GTPase 1. Gene Ontology annotation, molecular function: GTP binding; ribosome binding; GTPase activity. Gene Ontology annotation, biological process: cytosolic ribosome assembly. The record is from RefSeq and is a predicted model, not a curated record. The coding region runs from base 587 to 3655 and encodes 1022 amino acids. NCBI's taxonomy places the organism in Eukaryota, Viridiplantae, Streptophyta, Magnoliopsida, Solanales, Solanaceae. The transcript has a single exon. Gene Ontology annotation, cellular component: cytosol; ribonucleoprotein complex.